AUGACAAAGACCCCGAGACACCUGUGCUCCGCCAUCUUCUGCUGCCUGGCAGAGUUCCUCAGGGUGGAGGACCCCAUCCAGGAGAUGGUCACCAUAGCCUUCCUGAUCGAGAUGCUGGGCUGCAACAACAUCAACAAAGAGCUGGACCAUGCCCUGGAAAUCUUCCCCACCUAUCUGAAGAGCCAGUGCCCAGAGAUGCCCAGACUGGUGCUCAGGGGCAUCCUCACGCUCAGCGAGAGGCCAGACAUGGCAAAGAAAUCCCUUGUCCUGCUGCCUGUCAUCAUGGAGCAGCUGGAGCAUGGCGACAUGGUCCUGCCCGUGCUUGUCAACAUGCUCCAGCUCCUGGAGGGAAAGGAGUCCAGCCGCAUCGCCUUGGUGUUGGCUGACAACCUCCGGUGGCUCUUCGACAACGAGUCGGUCACUGUGCGGCAGCUCUCCAUCCAUCUCUUCCGAGACACGAUGGGGCUAGUGGCGGGUGCCAAAAGGAAGAAGAUGAAGGAGGUGGUGUGGGACAGCCUGCUGCCGCUGCUCUUUCACCUGUAUGACGAGGACAAGAGCGUGGCCAAGGCCUCCCAGGAAGCCCUCUGCAGCGCUGGCUGCUUCCUGAAGUGGAGGCAGUUGGUGCAGCUGGUCAAGACUGCGCAGGUAUGGAAGAUCGGCGAGUGCCUACUGGCCAGGAAGAAGAGCAGGGCCAAGGACUACCUGCACCAGAGCCAGCACUACCUGCAGAACCCGGGAGGCCGUCAGGUUCCUAGGGCUCUUGGGAUGGCAGGUGGUUGA
Molecule: messenger RNA, 780 nt
Organism: Tauraco erythrolophus (red-crested turaco)
Lineage: Eukaryota; Metazoa; Chordata; Aves; Musophagiformes; Musophagidae
Product: maestro heat-like repeat-containing protein family member 7
Cellular component (GO): cytoplasm
Source: RefSeq, a predicted model, not a curated record